Messenger RNA from Aaosphaeria arxii CBS 175.79, 2009 nucleotides. Its product is annotated as glycosyltransferase family 59 protein. Gene Ontology annotation, biological process: protein N-linked glycosylation; dolichol-linked oligosaccharide biosynthetic process. Gene Ontology annotation, cellular component: endoplasmic reticulum. Gene Ontology annotation, molecular function: dolichyl pyrophosphate Glc2Man9GlcNAc2 alpha-1,2-glucosyltransferase activity. Bases 1 to 1674 code for a protein of 557 amino acids. The transcript has 5 exons. NCBI's taxonomy places the organism in Eukaryota, Fungi, Ascomycota, Dothideomycetes, Pleosporales. The record is from RefSeq and is a predicted model, not a curated record.
AUGCCGUCGUUAUCUACUGGGUGGGCAUUGCCCCUCGCUGUUCUCACCAUUGCCAAUGUGGCGGGAACGUGGUUCAAAUUGAUCUCAGGAGAAGUCCCUGAUCCCUACUUGGACGAGGUAUUUCAUGUGCCUCAAGCACAGAGAUAUUGUCGAAAUGACUGGUCUUGGGAUCCAAAGAUCACUACCCCGCCUGGCCUGCAACCCGUUAUAGGGUGUGAUACAGAUGUACUCAGACUACUCAAUGUGGCGGCUAUAUGUGCGCUUUGCAUUGUAGCAUACGACGUCCUUCGAACCCUUGGAGCUCCUAGAUUGACCCUGAAUGCCCGCAAUAGCUCGCCUCAAAAGCAAGUGGACAGGCAAUUUGAAACCGAUGUGAAGUAUGAUUGUUCUCAUACAGCUCUCAACAUCUGCCUUUUUCCGCCAUUGUUCUUUUUCUCUGGCCUUUACUAUACUGAUGUCAUAUCGACGCUCCUGGUUCUCAUCAACUAUCGAGUCUUUUUAGCUGGUGGUGCGGGCAAUUUCACUGCACUCAAGAGUGUGUCCACAAUACUAAUGGGGAUAUUUGCACUCUUUUUUCGACAGACCAACAUCUUCUGGGUUGGAGUUUUUCCAGCUGGUUUGGCGGUGGUUGAGUCCCUCAAGCGGCAGGACGCGCCUGCUCCUGCGACAGACCGUACUUUCGCAGAGAUUAUUGGCGAUAGCUGGUCAAGAGGAACGGUGUAUGACGUUCCCGUCCACGAUGCCGACCUACAAGAUUAUGCGAUAGUCAUUGCUUCGGUGGCCCUGGUUGCACUAAGGUCACCCAUCAUUGUCAUCAAAUCCGUAAUGACUUACGUUGUGCUCCUUUUCUUGUUUGGUGGAUUUGUGGCCUGGAAUGGGGGAGUAGUCCUUGGGGACAAAUCAAACCAUGUGGCUACAAUUCAUCUGCCACAGAUGCUUUACCUCUGGCCGUACAUUGGCUUCUUUUCGCUCCCUCUUCUUGUCGCACCUCUUCUCGCACCUAUUGUACGACGAUUGCCUGGCGGUCUCCUGAAAACAUUCCCGCUGGACAGCCUGAUAGGGCCUACUCGGAUUUCUUUGCCAGGAAUAGCUGGUGUCGUCCUGUUCUCUAUCUUUGGGUUGCUCGCGGUUCACUACAAUACGAUUGUCCAUCCCUUUACGUUGGCUGAUAACAGACAUUACGUUUUCUAUGUGUUCCGCAUUCUGCGCCGACAUCCAACGAUAAAGUAUCUCGCCGUGCCAGUCUACUAUACUGGCGGAUAUCUGGUCAUCUCGGUACUUGGAGCAAGGUCCUCCAAACAAAGUAGCAGGCGAGCUGAAAAAGGUCAUCAGCCAACCAGCGCAAGGAGCAUUCGGAAGCCCUGCCAAGCCAGCUUCGUCAUUGUAUGGUUGGCAACAACUGCGCUGUCAGUUGUUUCAGCUCCUCUGGUCGAGCCUCGCUAUUUCAUAAUCCCUUGGAUGAUGUGGCGAUUACAUGUGCCAGCGAAGUUAGCCUCACUCUCAGAUGCAGAUGCUCGAUCGAAGCAAAGAGCUUCGUCUGCGUCGCUAGAUCUGCGGCUUACGCUAGAAACAAGCUGGCAUCUCGCAAUCAAUACCGCUGUCGGAUAUCUUUUCUUAUAUCGUGGUUUUUCGUGGGACAAUGAGCCUGGGCGCAUUCAGAGGUUCCUUUUCUAGGCAGAGCGAGGCCACCAAUCAGACGUGCAGUCGGGACGUCAACCUCACUUUGCGAUACGGGAAUGUCUAGCCAAAGAGUGAGGCGACAAAAGUCACAGAAAAGCGAUUUACCAGUCGCAGACUUGCAUUUCAGGGCAGCCUGUCAGACUUUAUCAAUGUUGCGGCAAUUAUUACGCCAAAUGUGGUUGCCUAGAGCAUACGUGUCUGCGGGACACUCCCUCCGCACCCCCGAAAUCGCCUGUGGCAUCUGAAAUGUAUGUACAAACGUACGAAUCAUCGGUUCAUCUUGAUAAUUAAGUACAUACAUUUAAUCCAAAGAGGGAAUGCUUGAGAGG